CAGUUUCGAUAACAUCAUAGUCAUCACAUCUUAUCGGGCAUAGUGUACCCGUCCAAGUCCAAGUCCACGCCGCACACGACCAACAACAUUGACGGUGCGGUGGAUACCUACUAAUCAUGAUAGUUGCGAGUAGACUGUUGACUAUUGCGCGUCGUCGUCAUCGCGUGUGACCGCGUGAGAAUGUCCUCGACAAGGUUAUCGAGUGCCUGGGAGGACAACAAGUCCCGCUCGGAGACGGUACUGUACCCGGACAGGUACUCCAGUGUCUCACCGAAAAAUCGUUUUUCGGCAUACUCCGGUGGGAUAUCCCGAAAUGGGAGCCGCGACGAGAGUAAGCUCCAUAAAAGUUUGGAGGAAAUUACCAAGGACAUUAAAGAGCUAGAAGACUUCAUAUCCGUCACGGAGGAAAUUUUGAAACGCGAGCGGGAAUUCGACGAACAACUCUACAGAAGAGAACGCCAGCGGAAGGCUUUCGAGAAGAAAAUGCAACAAAUCAAGAACAAAUGCAGCCCGACGAAAAUUUGCUAUGGAAAAUCCGAUAGUGCCAAAGUGAAGUCACCGACCUUCAAAGUGAACAUCACACAGAAAAGACGCAUAAAGUCUUUCAGUCCGAAAAGCUACAAGUCCAAAUUGUAUUUUCGAAAUGGGAAAAUCGGCUGUUUGGAAGCGGAAGAGGCAGUAUCCAAUCUGAAAAGCACGCACGAAAUCGUCAAACGAAUAAUCAAUGAUGAGAACAAUAUGCUGGUAAAGCUAGAACACCAACAUUUCACGAUGGGUCCCAAGGAGGAGUCACCUACCUCGGUUGGGACUCCACUGGAGAGCCUGCAGAUGUGCGUGACUGAGUCGGCCACGUCCCUGUGUGAUGAACCGUUCAAAGAGACGAUAAGUGAUGACCCGGGAGAUAAUGCAUCCGAACAAAAAAUUGAUCGCAGUGAGAGUAGUGAGAGGAUAAUCGAAGAUAUGGAAGUCACGAGUCCUCCACCGGAAACCAAUGAUUUCGUAACUGGAAGGCUGAGGCAUCUCGCCAACCGAUUCUCCGAACGAACGAAGCGCAUGAGAAGUAAACUGGAAAUUCCACCCACACCUUCCAGCAGUGCCAGCGCCCCAUCGACUGCACCUUCCACUCAGAAGCAUAAUGCAGAAUUACGAGCCAUACAAAAUUCGGCUCUCACCUUACAAUCUGCAACCGGUGCACGAACGUGCGAUCAUCAGUAUUUCUGUCCCAUCUUUUGCUCCGGAGCAACGAAUGCCGUUCUCGAUCCGCAGGGCAAAUUUUACAUUUCGUGGCUGUUCAUCGUGUCAUUGUCUUUCCUGUACAAUGCGUGGGUGAUUCCCCUGCGAUCCUCGUUCCCGUACCAGACACCAGAAAACACCAAAUACUGGAUAGCCGUGGACAUUUGCGCUGAUGUUAUCUACCUAAUUGACAUUCUGUUUGUGAAGCACAGAAUCAUGUACUUGUUCGAAGGCUUCUGGGUCAAGGACACGGACCUGACUCGAAAGAACUACAUGAGGAAGCUGCAGUUUAAGAUGGAUCUAUUAGCAUUGAUGCCGCUGGAUCUGCUUUAUCUUAAAUUCGGCACCGAGCACGUGGUGUUUCGCGCUCCUCGUCUUCUGAAGAUUCAAAGCUUCUGGGAGUUUUUCAAAUUGAUCGAUCGGGUAAUAUCAUCACCGCAUAUGAUACGAGUCGUCAAGACGCUCACCUAUAUGCUGUAUAUGAUUCACCUGACCGCUUGCUCGUACUAUGCAUACAGUGCCUAUCAAGGUCUCGGUUCCAACCGUUGGGUGUUCAACAACAAGGGCCAUGCGUACGUCCGGUGUUUUGCUUUUGCCACCAAAACGGCAACCUCAAUCGGAAAGAACCCCAAGCCAGAAAAGGAAGGCGAACUGCUCUUCAUGACGGCAGCCUGGUUGAUGGGAGUGUUCGUGUUUGCCUUGCUGAUCGGUCAAAUUAGGGACAUCAUCGCCACUGCAACGCGGUCUAAGUCCGAGUACAAACAACUGGUGGACGAAACGUUGGAGUACAUGCGGCAGUUGAACCUUCCGACGGAUCUGCAGCGUAGGGUCAAAAUGUGGUUCACGUUCACCUGGGAGCAGCAACGCAGUCUGGACGAAACGCACAUCAUGGACGCCUUGCCGGCAAACUUGAAGACCGAUAUUGCGAUUUCGGUGCAUAUUCAAACCUUGUCCAAGGUGCAGCUGUUUGCUGAUUGCGAGGAGGCCCUGCUUCGGGAGUUGGUACUGAAGCUAAGGUCGGUUACAUUCCUUCCUGGGGACUACGUUUGCCGUAAGGGGGAGGUGGGAAAAGAGAUGUAUAUUGUGAAGACUGGUCAGGUGCAGGUCAUGGGAGGUCCUAGAAAUGAUGUCGUGCUGGCAACGUUGUAUGAGGGAUCGGUCUUUGGCGAGAUAAGUUUGUUGGCGAUCAACGGAGCAGAAGGGAAUCGCAGAACGGCUGACGUGCGAUCCAAGGGCUUCUCAAAUUUGUUUGUUUUGUCGAAGUCCGAUUUGAACGAGGCGAUUGUAUACUAUCCGAAUGCGCAAGCUAUCCUAAAGAAACGUGCCAAGAGUUUGAUGCGCAAGAACGCAGCACGUGAGAAAGCUGAAUCCCAGCAGAGUAUUGAUGCAAAUGAUGGUGAUACCGAUGUAGUGAUUAGCAAUCCUGAUCAUAACAAGUCUCCUAAACUGUUGAAAACAGUGAUUCAAGCGUUACCAAGGGAGUCGGCUGCUGUGCAGCUGUUGACUCAAGGAUUCAAGGGUGACCAUGGGACGGUGGAUGCCGAUGAGCCUUCCAAAGCGAAUGAUGAUACUGCUUCUAUGCGUAGCGUAGAAAUGCACACCACACAAGUGCAGAUUGAGAACGAAAAGAACGUGGAGCUACCCUGUGAUCUGGUUUACAGCAUUAAAAAAGAAUUGAUGGAUAAUAACAGUUACAUCAAUCUGACCGAUGCGGAAAAGUAUAAGCUGUUGAAUGAACUAUCCAAAGAUGAAUAUGAACAUCAGAAGUCUCCAGUCUAAGCCAGCUUGUAUCUAUUUUUAUCGCUACUAUCUCAAUCUUAUUGACUGUUAAUCGGUGUGAGUCGAUUCUACUAAUUGUCGUUUGAGAUUCUAAUUCUUCUCAGAUUAUCUCAGCAACGCGUGUCAGCGUUCGUGUUGUAUUCUAUCAACUGUAUGUUAGACUAUGUGAUGUGAUAAAUGUAUACUGGAACAGUGCAUUAGCAUCCAAAUAGAGUGGCCUCAUAAAAACGGACUACGAGUCAUUGAUUAUAUACUUAAUUGAUGCAAAGAUGAUUAUUAAAUGGCUAAUAAAUUAUUCUAAUGCUAGGUGUAA
Molecule: messenger RNA, 3325 nt
Organism: Aedes albopictus (Asian tiger mosquito)
Lineage: Eukaryota; Metazoa; Arthropoda; Insecta; Diptera; Culicidae
Gene: CngB
Product: cyclic nucleotide-gated cation channel beta-3
Exons: 7
Coding region: 181-3012 (943 amino acids)
Biological process (GO): monoatomic cation transmembrane transport
Cellular component (GO): intracellular cyclic nucleotide activated cation channel complex; plasma membrane
Molecular function (GO): protein-containing complex binding; intracellularly cGMP-activated cation channel activity; cGMP binding
Source: RefSeq, a predicted model, not a curated record